GUUGAAUGUGCAAGGACCGGUAGCUUCCCUCAGUGCCAACAGUGUCUGGGGUGCCUUGCGAGGCUUAGAGACCUUUAGCCAGUUGAUUUAUCAAGAUUCUUAUGGAGCAAUCAGCAUCAAUGAAUCCAGUAUUAUUGAUUCUCCAAGAUUUCCUCAUAGAGGUAUUUUAAUUGAUACAUCCAGACACUACCUGCCAGUGAAGCGUAUUUUAGAGACUCUGGAUGCCAUGGCUUUUAACAAGUUCAAUGUUCUCCACUGGCACAUAGUCGAUGACCAGUCUUUUCCAUACCAGAGCACCACUUUUCCAGAGUUAAGCAAUCAAGGACGCUAUUCUUUAUCUCAUGUGUAUACUCAAAAUGAUGUCCAAAUGGUGAUUGAGUUUGCUCGGUUACAAGGGAUUCGAGUCAUACCAGAAUUUGACACCCCUGGGCACACACUGUCUUGGGGUAAAGGUCAGAAAGACCUCCUGACUCCAUGCUAUAAUAAGGAGGUGCCAUCUGGGACAUUUGGACCUAUAAAUCCUAUCUUGAAUUCAACUUACAGCUUCAUUUCUGAUUUUUUUGCUGAAAUUAGUGAAGUGUUUCCAGAUGAAUUUAUGCAUGUGGGUGGAGAUGAAGUAGAUUUCACUUGUUGGCAGUCCAAUCCUGAAAUUGAAGCUUUUAUGAAAAGCAGUGGCUUUGAGAAAGAUUUCAAAAAAUUAGAAUCGUUCUAUCUUGAAAGGCUUUUGAACAUUGUUUCAAGCAAAAAGAAAAAAUCCAUAGUCUGGCAAGAUGUUUUCGAUAAUAAAGAUAAGCUUCAGCCAGGCACAGUGGUUCAAGUAUGGAGAAUGGAAAAAUAUUCUGAUCAUGAAGCUGAUGUCACAGCAGCUGGCUUCCAAGUGAUUCUUUCUAGCCCCUGGUACUUAGAUUAUAUCAGUUAUGGACAAGAUUGGAGAAAUUAUUACAAAGUGGAUCCUCUUGACUUUAGUGGUUCUCAGGAACAGAAACAGCUUGUCAUUGGUGGAGAAGCCUGUCUGUGGGGAGAAUAUGUGGAUGGAACUAACCUCACUCCAAGAUUAUGGCCUCGGGCAAGUGCGGCUGGUGAGAGACUCUGGAGUAACGAAAAUGUCCGAGAUUUAACUGAUGCCUAUGAUAGACUGACAGCUCACCGCUGCAGGAUGGUCAGGCGUGGAAUUGCCGCACAACCGCUUUAUGUUGGAUAUUGUGAUCAUCAGCUCAACGUGUAAAAAUGAAAGGAAUAAAAGCAUAAUCAUGGGAAAAGUACCCAUUGUACUUUCUACUAUAACAUCAUUUUGAAAUUAUGUAAACUGCUUUUUAAUAAAGCUUAUUGAUUGAAUCUCUAAAAAAAAAAAAAGAA
Messenger RNA from Suncus etruscus (white-toothed pygmy shrew), 1356 nucleotides. RefSeq names its product beta-hexosaminidase subunit beta-like. The record is from RefSeq and is a predicted model, not a curated record. Lineage: Eukaryota; Metazoa; Chordata; Mammalia; Eulipotyphla; Soricidae. Gene Ontology annotation, cellular component: membrane. Gene Ontology annotation, molecular function: beta-N-acetylhexosaminidase activity. The coding region runs from base 227 to 1225 and encodes 332 amino acids. The transcript has a single exon. Gene Ontology annotation, biological process: ganglioside catabolic process; carbohydrate metabolic process; glycosaminoglycan metabolic process.